AAGCGGUUUGCUCAGCAGCGCCCGCGUCUCAGUUUCAUUUCGAGUUAUCCAACGUUGGCGAGCGGACAAGCAGGAGAAAAAAGCAAGCGUACCUCGUACGGCCAAGAGAAAGAGCAGGCGAAUCACCCACUGAAAUUUUCUUUUGCGCUCCGGUGAGAAGAUAAUUUCACAAACCGAAAACCAGCCAACAAAAAAAAAACAAAAGUGCGCUCCGUGAGCGGGAAAACAAUAACAAAAUCAAGAGACAAUCGGUUAUAAAACACACAAAAAACUGAGUGAACUAAAAAAACCAAAUGCGUGUCUCAUGUUUGACUGUACUGUGCAUUAAAUAAAUGUGACACAGACACAGACUGUGUCCGUCCUGCCCGAGUUUGUAUUCGUGAAAGCAGCGCGCCAAGCAGCAAGAAGAAGCAGCAACAGCAGAGGGAGUAGGAAAGCAGUGGCGUAGAGCGGAGGAGUGGAAAGGGGAUUUUUUGCGAAAAAUCCCGAUUUGGAGAGAAUUUUCCGUGGAACCGUGUAACAUUAAAUCGUCGUGUUGGAGACAAAUAGCAGCGAAUACGCUAGCAACGCUGGGGAGGAACAACAAUUGUUGGAUUUGGACGCGACUGCUCUGAUGUCGCUGCCAAUGAAUUCGCUGUAUUCGCUCACCUGGGGCGAUUACGGCACCAGCCUCGUAUCGGCCAUCCAAUUGUUGCGCUGCCAUGGCGACCUCGUCGAUUGCACGCUGGCAGCCGGCGGGCGGAGUUUUCCCGCCCACAAGAUAGUCCUAUGCGCCGCCUCCCCCUUUCUGCUGGACUUGCUCAAGAAUACACCAUGCAAGCAUCCAGUGGUGAUGUUGGCCGGCGUGAAUGCCAACGACCUGGAGGCGUUGCUGGAGUUCGUGUACCGCGGGGAGGUGAGCGUUGACCACGCCCAGCUGCCCUCGCUGCUGCAGGCCGCCCAGUGUCUCAACAUCCAGGGACUGGCCCCGCAGACGGUGACCAAGGACGACUAUAUCACGCACUCGAUCCAGCUCCAGCACAUGAUACCCCAGCACCAUGACCAGGACCAACUUAUUGCAACGAUCGCCACGGCCCCACAGCAAACGGUGCACGCUCAGGUGGUGGAGGACAUCCAUCACCAGGGCCAGAUCCUCCAGGCAACGACCCAGACCAACGCAGCAGGACAACAGCAGACCAUUGUGACCACGGACGCGGCUAAACACGACCAGGCAGUGAUUCAGGCAUUCCUCCCGGCACGCAAGCGCAAACCGCGCGUCAAGAAAAUGUCACCUACGGCACCGAAAAUAAGCAAAGUUGAAGGAAUGGACACGAUCAUGGGCACACCGACCUCGUCGCACGGUUCGGGAUCCGUGCAGCAGGUGCUUGGCGAAAAUGGAGCCGAAGGCCAGCUGCUGACAUCCACACCGAUCAUCAAGAGCGAAGGACAAAAGGUGGAAACGAUUGUGACUAUGGACCCCAACAACAUGAUACCGGUAACGUCGGCCAAUGCGGCAACUGGCGAGAUAACGACGGCACAAGGAGCAACUGGAUCAUCCGGCAAUACGAGCGGCGUGGCUUCCACGCCAAAGGCAAAACGUGCAAAGCAUCCACCCGGAUCAGAUAAGCCUCGCUCGCGGUCGCAAUCGGAACAACCUGCUACGUGCCCCAUUUGCUAUGCUGUCAUUCGUCAAUCGCGGAACCUGCGGCGCCAUCUCGAGCUGCGCCAUUUCGCCAAGCCAGGCGUGAAGAAGGAGAAGAAAAGUAAGUCCGGUAACGAUACAACCCUAGACUCCAGCUUGGAGAUGAACACCACGGCAGAGGGCGACACCACGGUGGGCAGUGAAGGACCAGUCGGAGUCAACGAAUCAGCAGGAGGACAAUCAUCCGCAACCAGUGGCAAAAAGUCGAGUAGCGGAUCGAGCGGUUCGGGAUCGGGAGGCAGUGGAGCAAUGAGCUCCAGCGGCGGUGUGCCCCAGGUGCAGACGGUGCAGUCCCUGCACACGUUGCAGGGUGUGCAGGUGAAGAAGGAUCCCGAUGCCCAGCAGCAGCAGCAGCAGCAACAACAGCAGCAGCAACAGCAACAGCAGCAGGCGAUGACAGUGAGCGGAACGGCGGGCGGUCAAGUGCAACAGCAGCAGGUGCAGCAAGUGCAACAGCAGGUCCAGCAGCAACAGCAGCUGCAGCAUCACCAAAUCAUUGAUUCCUCGGGCAACAUAACAACGGCAACGACGAGUGCUCAAGCCGCCGCUGCCGCUCAGCAACAGGCAGCCGGCCAACAACAACUAGUGGCUCAAACCGCCGAUGGCAGCGAAGGUGGAACACCGCUUUCGAUUGCCCAGGUGCAGACGCUGCAGGGCCAUCAGAUCAUAGGCAAUCUAAAUCAGGUGAAUAUGACUGACUUCCAGCAACAACAACAACAGCAGCAACAGCAACAGCAGCAGCAGCAACAACAGCAACAGCAGCAGCAACAACAACAGCAGCAACAGCAAACACAACCACAACAGACGCUCUGAUCGGACCGAAAACCUAGAUCCACUAUUCAAUAUAAUUAAUUAAUUUGGGUUUUUGCUAAACGCUUUAAAUAUUCUCUUUGCGGAAUGCGUAGAUAAAUUCUAAAUUAAUUUUUUUAAAAAGCCAGCUAGGCACCUUAGUUGUUUACAAUUUUGUUGUACAAUUUUUAUGAUUUUAAAUGUUGAUUUCCCCCCCCUAUAAUUUAGUUUUGUUGCUAAAGUUACUAUUAAGUGCGCUAUGGUUAUUGGAAAUUGUGUGGAUAUCUUUUAUCUUAUACGCAACUAAUUGUGUAGUUAAACCAAUGUCCCAAUGCUGAAGGAUUAAAUUGAAAUCCUUCAUAUCAGUGAAGGUCCCCUUGUUCAUGGCCAGAUUUUGGCCUUGAGCGAUUGCACCUUCUUAUUAAAGCAAUCAAUUUAAUAUUAAUACAUCUUAAUAGCUUAAAAAAUCCCUGAGCUAUGGAGAUAUACUUAAGUAGCUCAAAAAGUGUUGAUCUGAUCAAAUGAGAGCUCGCUCAAGUCGGUUUUUGAAAACCCAAAUACUUGUCUGCCCACCAACAACCACUAAUCAAUCAAUUUAUCCUUGCGGUUUCCCUGCUUUCGAUUUUGAUUUAAGGACUAUGCGCUCUAAGUUUUAAUCGAACCAAUUUUAUAUGUAUAUUUCUUAAUUUUAAUAGUUGGAAAUUUUUCUUAAUCUUUAGACCAUAUUGCUCUGUUUCACGUAGAUGGAUUAUUUCUCCAUAAAAUUAUGAUUUAAUUAUGUAAAUUUAAACGCACGGGGAUAAUCCGUUUACCUGAAGUGGUCAAAUUAUUGUUAGUCAUUUUAAAUACUUAAAUAAAAUUUAAUUUUAUUUAAACAAAAAAAAAAAGUAA
This is a messenger RNA of Drosophila ficusphila, 3361 nucleotides long. Its product is annotated as transcription factor GAGA. The record is from RefSeq and is a predicted model, not a curated record. Gene Ontology annotation, biological process: regulation of transcription by RNA polymerase II. The transcript is spliced from 6 exons. Bases 614 to 2494 code for a protein of 626 amino acids. Gene Ontology annotation, cellular component: nucleus. Lineage: Eukaryota; Metazoa; Arthropoda; Insecta; Diptera; Drosophilidae. Gene Ontology annotation, molecular function: protein binding.